Messenger RNA from Malania oleifera, 624 nucleotides. Its product is annotated as agamous-like MADS-box protein AGL61. NCBI's taxonomy places the organism in Eukaryota, Viridiplantae, Streptophyta, Magnoliopsida, Santalales, Ximeniaceae. Gene Ontology annotation, biological process: regulation of transcription by RNA polymerase II. The record is from RefSeq and is a predicted model, not a curated record. The transcript has 2 exons. Gene Ontology annotation, molecular function: DNA-binding transcription factor activity, RNA polymerase II-specific; protein dimerization activity; RNA polymerase II cis-regulatory region sequence-specific DNA binding. Bases 1 to 624 code for a protein of 207 amino acids.
AUGGAAGUGGUUGAUGUCACAGGCAAGACGGACGACGACGAACUGUUGUUUAAGAGUGAUCAUCAACCCAAAGAAGACUGGAAUUUAUUUAUGCUUAACAAUCUGAGAUCUAAUUUGGAGUAUUCCAUGGUUUCCACUUCUUCCUCUGUUGUCAAUCAGACAAUCCACCGGAAUGUUUCCAAUAAUUCUCUACCGGUACAGACGAUGGACAAUUUGAAAAAGAAGAAAACGGCAGGUCGAAGAAAGGUGGCAAUGAAAAAGAUUGAAGAUAAAAGAAAGCGCCAAGUUACAUUUUCAAAGCGCCGACAAGGCCUCUUUAAGGCUGCGAGUGAGGUGUGCGUACUCUACGGCGUGGAGAUCGCCAUUGUUGCCAAGUCUCCUGGCAACAACUUCUUCUGCUUCGACCAUCCCAACUCGGACUCCGUCAUCGACAGCUACCUUGCAAGCCAAGGCUCUCCAGUAGUCGAGGGUUCUCCUCGGCCAGCAUGUGGCGGCAGCGGAGGGUCCUGGUGGGAGCAGCCCAUUGAUGCAAUGACAUUGCAAGAGUUGGAGGAAUUUCAAGCCGAGUUGGAGCAAUUUCAAGUUGAGUUGGAGAAUUUGAAACAAGAAGCUUUGGGCAUAUAA